AUGACAGACACGACCAUUAAACAGUUGGCAACUAUUUUUCCGAUAGAUACUGAAGCACUGAAACCAGAUCUCAAAUUUCGUCGACGUCGUUCUAUAAUUCGUGACUUCAGUCUUAACACUUCAACUCAUGGUGUUCCAGGCAUUGCACGUAGUCAAAGCAUACAUAAUCGUAUUUUCUGGAUAGUCUCAACAUUAGCAUUUACUGGUAUUAUGCUGUUCUUUGUUGUUGAAUCGAUAAAGCAAUAUUUCAAUUUUCCAACACAAACAUCAGUAUCAUUUAUUGUCGAACGUUCACAAGCAUUUCCAGCAGUCAGUAUUUGUAAUUAUUCACCAUUUCGUCUUGAUAAUUUUAUUGAACCUUUUCUAAAUUUUACCAAUUCACGUAAUUUGACUAAUACAACUGAUACAAGCACUAUUCCUAUCGAAGCAGCUCCCUAUCUUUUUGAUUUUAUUCAAAAUUUAUUAAAUUAUGAUGAAUAUCUGAGUAAUUACUUUUUUCCUCUGAGUUCAAUGUUAAUCUCUUGUUUAUACAAUGGUGAGCGUUGUCAAGCUACUGAUUUUAUUCAAUUUUUUUCAUUCUAUUUUGGUCAUUGCUACACAUUCAAUGCUAAAAUGAAAUUAAAUGACAGUAGUGUUCGAAGUACUAUUGAUCAUGGAGGUAUCGGUAAACUUGAAUUACAACUCUAUGCACACAGCCAUCAAUAUGUUCCAUAUACUUCAAGGGAUAUAUCAGUUGGUAUGGUGGCUAUGAUUCAUGAUAAUACAGAAUUACCUCUCAUAGAAGUAGCUGGUAUUCAACUUGAUCCUGGACGAAAACACAAGUUUGGUUACAAAAAGAGAACGUAUGAAUCAUUACCAUCUCCAUAUUCUGACUGUACAAAUGAAGUUUCUCUUGCCAUGCAAGCGAUGUUUAAUCGAUAUGCAGGUGCUGAUUACGCUUAUUCUCAAGUUUUAUGUUACAUGACAUGUGUACAAGCAUAUAUAUAUGGCCAAUGUGGAUGUAUAAGUCCAUUUCAGUGGACUGCUCGAUCUAUUGUUUUACCUGGUUCAGACCGAAUUAUUGAAGCACCUCUCUGUAAUACAACGAAUAAAUGCUAUGCGAAUGCACAAGUUCGUAUUACAACUACAACUUCGAUUUGGGAUCAGUUUUGUUCUAAUUGUUCACAACCAUGUUCGACUGUAGAUUUUACUAUUACACCAUCAGCAGUAUCAGCUCCAUCUGCUGUACGCAUACCUGAAAUUAAAGUAUUUGUUGAAAAAUCUGGUAUUGCAUUACCGAAAAACUGGACAACAACAUGGCAAUCAGAAAUUCAAAACAAUUAUGUUGCUGUCGAUGUUGUUUGUGAAACAAAUCGUGUAGAAGCUUAUACACAAGAUGCAUCAAUUAGUAGUGUUGAUCUUCUUUCAAAUGUUGGUGGUCAUACAGGCUUAUGGAUUGGUAUUAGUUUUUUAUCAAUAAUGGAGCUGGUUGAAAUGCUUUAUCGUCUUAUUCGAUAUCAUUAUUAUAUUUUAAGAGGAAAAAUACGAAGACGAAAUCAAGAACAAUCAUGGCUGCGUCAAUCAUCAGUUUUUUAA
Molecule: messenger RNA, 1575 nt
Organism: Rotaria sp. Silwood1
Lineage: Eukaryota; Metazoa; Rotifera; Eurotatoria; Philodinida; Philodinidae
Source: the annotation of a GenBank genome assembly